Messenger RNA from Schistosoma bovis, 3298 nucleotides. The record is from the annotation of a GenBank genome assembly. Lineage: Eukaryota; Metazoa; Platyhelminthes; Trematoda; Strigeidida; Schistosomatidae.
GAUGAGAUAUAAGAUGGUAGGUCUUGGAUUUUGGUGCCAAAUUCUUUCCUCCUCUUGGCUAACUAGCGUUUUGACAUUUUAGCUGAUGUCAGUUCGGGAUAAAAUCUCUAAGUUUAGUUCGUGACCCUCGCCAUUAACUGUCAAUCAAAAUAGCCGUCAUUUAGUCCUUAUUAAUAGGUGGACAUUCUCAUGAUCACUUUAACGUCUCUCAAAGGUCUUCCAUAAAUUAUAGUCUCCGAUUAAUCGAACACCUGAAAGUUUAGAUCGGUAGCACUAAGAAGUUCUGUAAUAGCCACAAUUUGAUGUCUAAGUCAGUCAUGUGAUGACUUGUCUGUAGCUCUUUACGAGGAUAGAAGCAGAUCCUAGGUUAGUUGACUGGGUAAAUUUUUUUGGUAAGAUAUGACAAUUCAGGUAUCCUAUCACGCUUCAAUUAGUAUACUAUCGUAGUAAAUUCACAGUUCUCAACGACUAGUUUUUAGGUUUAAAGCCUAAUUUCCUUUAGGUUACCUAGUAUCAUCAUUAACCACACUAGUUGUGGUUUUACCUUUUUUCGAGUUCCUAAACAUCACUGAACUUAUUUCAGUCCAAAAACCAUUGUUUAUAAUAGAUAUUAUUCUUGUCCAUUUAUUGAUUAUCCAGCCUUUUUUUUUCUGUUUCCAUAUCGUCCUUUCAACUUGUGUAACCUUCUCGGUGCUAUAUUGUACAAAAAUGUUUCAGUACAAUUGAAAACAGUUUAGUUGUCACUUAAAACGUACAAUUUCAUAUGAGUUGUUUGCAUAUAGUAUUUAGGAUUCUUCUGGCCGGACUAACUUAUAUGUUUUGGUUGACUUGCUUAUACACUAUCACUAAUCAUCUGUUCAUUAACUAAUCUAGCUAACACCAAAUCUGUUUCUUUCAAACUAUGUGACUUCCCUUUUUUGUUAAAAUUUAAUACAGAGACGUUUUGCAACCCUCAAGUGGUUCAAAGCUGCCAACCAAAAAUCAUAUCCAAUUAUGGUAGAACCACCUCUCCGUCGAAAACGUGCGUUAUCGUUCGCUGGAUACUCCGAGCUCCCCAAAAUUUCCAACAAUGUUAAUUUUGGGCAGUUACCUACUGCCUUCCGAAUUCGCCAUCCAUCGUCCGUUUAUCCUGAUGGUGGUCCAGCUCUUAAUCAAGUUUUCGGGGGUUUUUCACAGAAGUUAAACAAUGAAGAAAUUGGAUUUUCAGCGUCUAAGGAUUUAUCAGAUAUCAAAGAUUUUGGAAUAAGUGGUUGUGAUUUACGCUCAAGAAAGUCUUCAGUCGCUACAGUUGUAGACCAUCCACUACAUAGUUGUAUAUCGACUCCCGAAAUUUACCCCAAAGUACCAAGUUCCUGUUCUGGUUCAGUAGCCAAACUGUCUCAGCCACUUAAUUUAUCAUCCUUUAACUGUUCAGAUUAUGUUCUUCCUGAUAGUCUAUUAUCUUCGAAUCUUGUUAAACUCUACCUUGCCAAGGUUGCUACAUCAAAGCCUGCUGAAUAUACAUGCUCAAAUAAUUCCUCUCGAUCGAAAUCUCCACAGACUUUUACACAGGAUGGUCAUCGCUUACCAGAAUGUUUACAAAUUCACCCACUCACUCUGGCUUCUAUGGUUAUGCCAGUAAACCAGAUAAUUCGAGCACAUGCUAGCCAGAAUAAAUCUGAAAUGAAAAAAUCGGACGAACUUGCAAAUUCAUUGAACGUUUAUUUGAAUGGUCGAAAUGCCGUAACGGAUGCAAGCUAUUCUAGUGAAUUCAGUGAUGGUGAAUCGUGGGGACGUCCACCUGUCUGUGAUCAUACUAACACUGGAUAUCUUUCAGAUAACCACCUUAUAGAAGCUGUUUCUGAAGCAAAAAUGCUCAACAUGAGUAAACAACAACUAGAUAUGCGCCUAAGUAUCCGACCUGGUUCUAAGAUUAUCUCCUCUAGUCGCACACAAACAAAUUCAAGGGAGAAUUUAAAUCGUAAUCACUUAACACCGAAAUUUGAAUUCACUCACGUUUAUGAUGGCCUAAAAACAUCAUCAAAUGCAUUUCCAAAUGCAAAUAAAUCAUUUUCUAAUUUUCUGCAUAAUUCUAAUUUAAAUUUAAACUUCACUGACGAUGAUUUCAGUGAUGUAAAAUCAUCUGUUUGUUAUUCAGUUCCUGGUUCACCCAAUAUUAAUUCAAAAUAUUCUCACUUAAUAAGACAGAGUAACUCAAGUGAAUUCAACGACGCUUCUCAUCAUAUAACUAAUAAUCCAACCGCCAUCAAUAAUAAUAAUAAUAAUAGAAAUAUUCGAACAAAGCGAUUUGAACGUUUGCGUGAUUUUUUGGGCACUUUUAAAAAUGAUAAUCUUUCUAAUACAGAUGAAGAUGAUCAUUACUUUUACAUGGAUCCGAAAUCUGUAGAACGUAGAAUGAAAUGUCAAGCAUCAAAUAUAAUUCUACCAGUAUCUUUUUGAUUCACUUUUUUUUAAUUUUGAAAGUUUCCUCUUGUUAUUACUUCGUAUUUUCACUAAAUCAUCCGUCACUAUUACAAUCCUUUUUCUAAUUGUAUUUGCAAUGUAUUUACCUUCGCCUUAUUUUAGAGAAUAUAUAUAAGUGCUGAGUUAUUUAGUGUAUCAUUCUUUAGUUUGUAGAUAGAUGGAAGUCAUAAACAUCAGCUUCUUGUACUUAUUCGCUACUUCACCUAAUAUUCUAUGUAUCAACUUAAUUGUUUUCUUAUCAUUUCUUUCAUCACCAUUGUAUUUACUAUCAUUAUUUUCAGAGCCCAUUUCAAUAUUGUUUUCCAUUUUAUUUUAUUUUUGUUUGCGUUUAUCAUUGAUAUUAGUAACUGGGAAGUUUAUAUUUUAAGUUGCUUCUUUUGGUUCUUAUUCUAAUCGUUAUUGCCAUUGUUUACUUUUCGGUUGACGUUUAUGGACAUAUACCGUACACUUCAUUACACCACUGAUAUAUUUCAAAAUAUCAGUUUUACUACCGAUUAGUCUAGCUAUUUAAAAUGCUAGUAACGUGAAUAAAAUGUCAUUAGUAUGUUUAAACUGAUAUCCAACUCUUGGUUCGUCUUCAUGUUGUUGUUUUUUUCUGAAAUGAACCUAUCCCACUGAAUUAUGGCAAAGAUUUACAGCAUAUAUUUAACUAAAGAAGAAGAAUUUGAAGUAAAUUCAACGUUUCACUUGGCAAUCUGGUUCAAGCUAUUUCAAGGAAAAAUUAAUUAAAAAUCACUGCAUGAUAAACAAUUAUGUAUAUUACAUUGAAUACAUUAUUUUCUUUCUCUUCAAUAAUACUAUUCAUUGUUUUCUAUCACCAAACAUAAUUUUUUUU